UGUCUCUCUACGAAUUGCAGUCGUUUGUGUCGCAUCAGUGUGGACGUUCGGUUGAGACCCGACCGAAGACAUGCAUUCCUGCCACAUCCGAGCGAUGUGACGCAUGACAACAACCUGUCCCUGACUCGCAUUCCUCGAAUGGGAGGUUAGUCCAAUGCGAAUCUCGCGAGGAUGGCCUUAAUAUCUUUCUUUCGCUUGCGUGCGAUGUGCAUCGGACGGCGUCCUUCUUGUUUGUGUGUCUCUGGGUGAUAGGGCAAUUCAUUCAGUAGCCUCAUGGAUCCCCUCCAUCGCCCUGACAGUGACGUUACUACCAUGCGGCUCUUCUAGAUGCGAGAUUGGGAACUACGAGGUCGUCCGGCCUGGGAAUUUUAAAUUCAGGCCCACCCAGGGUAGAACAAGGACGAGAACAUCAACGGUUGACUUGACGAGGGACAUUCCUGGCAACAUGACGAGCGUCGUUCAUAUCAUGUGCGGCGGGCCCGAUGAUACUGAAUAUCGUCUGAACGCGGUCGUCAUACCAAAUUUACCCUGCGACAUCCUCACCCCCCUCGGCCGACAGGAACUACCGUUUCCCGCCAUUCAGCGGGGUCAGGCUCCACGGGUGGUCGAGCAUGCGCAAGGGUCCUUUGUCGUGCGCGACUCAGUUCGCCUGCAUAUCUGGCUCGACGGCACGGGCACUAGUGAUACGCGGGAUUUCUAUAUCCCGAUCCAUGAGGCCGGAGUGAUACCUGCCCUCCCUCAACAGCAGCAGGACUGUCCGAUCCAUAUGAUUAUCGGUCGUGAUUGCGUUCUUGACUGGGAUGCAUAUGACGGCCAGAACGCGCCGAUUCUUUCCAUUGGCCUGGCGCGGAAAACUCCCGCUGAGAAGUAAGAUCAGCGAAGGCAGGUGCAAGAGAACGAUAGAAUAGCGGCGGAAGAGGAAGCGCAUAGAUUGGCGAAGGAGAGGGAGGAACGACGGAAACGCGCUGCUGCCCAGGGCAAUCCACAACGGCCGUCGUAGAGUGUUUCUUACUACGUUUUCUAUGGUCUCUCUUACCAGUAUUUGGUGAAUGAUCUAUCUGUCUUUUCUAUAGCCAAUCCGGGAUACAACCUCCGUCCUAUGUAAUUACAUGUUACAGCUAAAUU
Aspergillus steynii IBT 23096 is the source of this 1125-nucleotide messenger RNA. RefSeq lists its product as uncharacterized. The coding region runs from base 446 to 871 and encodes 141 amino acids. The record is from RefSeq and is a predicted model, not a curated record. NCBI's taxonomy places the organism in Eukaryota, Fungi, Ascomycota, Eurotiomycetes, Eurotiales, Aspergillaceae. The transcript is spliced from 3 exons.